Molecule: messenger RNA, 1325 nt
Organism: Aquila chrysaetos chrysaetos
Lineage: Eukaryota; Metazoa; Chordata; Aves; Accipitriformes; Accipitridae
Product: basic salivary proline-rich protein 4-like
Exons: 2
Coding region: 465-1154 (229 amino acids)
Source: RefSeq, a predicted model, not a curated record
UGUCAGGGUGAUGGGGUGAGCAGCAGGAGCUGGUGGAUGGAAGCCUACAAGACUGAGAAGCCCUUCUCAUCCUUCUCCCGAUGGUCUUCAGGGCUGUUCAGCUUUUUUUUGCUGUGAAUUGGGCUGGGAGAUUUUACCCUCAGCCCCUCAGAUUCCCACCUGCAAACUGCCACCGCCGUUCCAAAGCCCUCCGCUCCAGGAGCCAAGCUGAUUUUCCCAGGAGCCCUGAGGCCAACGGAGCAGGACCUGACGGUGUUAGCCGGCGGCAGGUGGCAGCUGCACCGAUGCCAUCAGGUUAUCUAUCGCCAGUCCCCUGCCUGCCACUGGCAUAAGUGUGGGGAGCCAUUUUAAGUCCCUGCUAUUUUCUAUUACUUUCCAAGGACAUUGGGUUUAUUUUUCAGUGGCUCAGUCUUGGGCAGAAUUGGGUGAAAUGCAUCAAAGCAACAGAGAAUGUUGCAAACGUCAUGAAAAAAUGUUUGCAAAAUGGGAUUUUCCUCAAUUUCUGCAAACUCUGCAAAUCCCGCUCGGCUCCUGAUCCCAAGCCCAUGUGCCCGGGGAGCUGCCCCGGGGAAGCCACCCAGGCUGCGGCCGUCCUUCAGCCGCAGCCACGGCGGCGCUGCCGGGCAGAGCCGCGCUGCAGGCUGCUGUCGCCCAGGGCGGGCGCUGGGAUCCGGGGGGACGAGCGGAUGCCCCCGGAGGGGACUUCGCCCCAGCUAAACCCCAGGGCACUGGGGCGGUGGGGGGAUCCUGGCCGGGCUCGGGGCUGGGAGGCACUCGCAGCAGGGAGGGGAGCGGGACCGGGAGCGUCACCUUGGCUCAGAGCUGCACCCAGCCGCAAGCACGGGGGGAUGCACCGGCCCCCAGUCGAGCGGCGCAUCCUCUGGGGCUGCCCAAGGACUCACGUGUCUCCUGGUGAACACGGCCCCGCCAGCGCUGAGGGGCACAGCAGCAUCAGCUUGCAGCAGACCAGGGGUGCACUCGGGAACGUGCCCCCCUCUCAGCCGCGGCCUCUGGCAGAUGGACGCCCCGGCCACCCCCAGGCAGCCGGCGGAGGGAGAACUCGACCAUCAGAGCUGGUCCCACCGCUCCCGGCACGACCCGCAGCCAAACCCACGUGCACCGGCAGAGAUGAUUGGACCAUCACAUCGGAUUAGGUCCUCUGCUCCUCAGACUGACAUCUAAGAUUAUUUGUAAUUAGGAUUAAAAGACGAAGUAAGAGAAGAAACAGAAUUGAAAAUGGGCUUUCGGUAAUUAAGAGCACUGCUUUCUCUGCCGUCGCGGGGCCGGGCCUCCACCAGUGCCCAUGCAUGGCUCCGUUGUUGGUG